CUGGUCCAGGUCCAAUUAUUACAGGUUACAUAUCAAACAACUGUGCUGGGAAGUUUAUUUGAAAGUCUUUCUUCUGAAUUCACCUGGUAACUACUAUAACUAUUAUACACGUGCUGAAUACAAUGCCAUUGAAUAUCCAUAUCCUGUUUGAUUCAUUUGCCAUAGUCAAACAUUGUUUCUUUUCCGGCAAUUCACGAUAAAUGAGGAAGGAAAACAGUGCUUACUCGAUAAACAGUCAGAAACUAUAGAGAGGGUACUGUGAAUUGUGCCACCGGACGAAGAUCGAGGCGAUUGCUUAUACCUUUAACAACGGAGUUCAGUUGUGACCACAGACACGUCUGCCAUACAUAGGUGUGGAGGAAAGCUGCUACCAUGACCAACCACACUCCGCCCGAUGUUCACCCUGAGCCCGUCGGUCACUACAUCCACUGGCCAAUACUGCUGUAUUUCAUUGUGAUCUUCAUUUGUGGCUUGUCCGGGAACACGCUGAUACUCUACGCAUAUCGUUACCGAAUGAAAGAAACUAUAUUUGGCUUCUUUGUUCAAAUACUUGCAACUGUUGACAUGACAACGGUUGUGAUAUCACUUCCUUGCUCGUUUGUGUUCCGAUAUUUCUCUGUAACUUUGGACUUAGCACCGAUGUGCAAGUUUCUUAUAUUCAUGAAUCACUUGAACGCCCUCGUGUCAGGCCUUCUGUUGUCAGUCAUCGCCUUCCAGCGCUACAGGAAAGUAUGCCACCCACACGGUAAACAAAUAACAAAGGCCCUGGCUUGGAAACUGUGCCUCGCUGGGAUGUGUCUGGCAUUUUGUCUAAGUCUUCCGAUCAUAUUUAUCGUUUGAGUGUCCAAGAGUCCUACUGUAGUUGGUAACGAAACCUACGGUGUGCCAACCUGUGACUACGAAGAUCACCGAAAACAGAAAGGAGAGUCCAUAGUAUACGCUGUGCUUGUGGACGCGGAGUUUGCUGGAAUUGCUGUCUUUCUCGUCGUAGUCUACUCCCUGAUUGGAAAAGCCUUAUACAAAAGGAUGAGAGCAAACGACAAUGGAAUUAACUCUGAAAACACCUAUCACGUAAAGAAAACUACCAAAGUGUUUUUCAUGUUAACAGUCGUGUUUUUGGUGUCAGUGUUACCCCUAAUGAUGAUAUCCACGAUCUUUAGUGUAUUCCCUGACCCUCCAAACUUCUCGGAGAUUACACUCACCUUGUUCGACUUCGGAGUGUACCUCCCUCAUGUCAACUGUGUCGCCAACCCUGUGAUUUACAGCUUCACAUCCAAACAGUUUCGCGCUGAAUGUCUGUCUCUGUGUCCUAUGUGUCGGAAGCGCCAUUCCAAGACCCAGGGUGGGGCUUCGUCCGAUUCCAGAACAGCAACCACAUCCUUGUAGCAACAGGACAACAGACACACCCUUGCAGUAUCCAGGACAACAGCUACAUCUUUGACAGUGUGGUUAGAAUUGGUCUGUAGCACUCCAUGCUUGUCGUAAGAGGCGACCAAGGUGGUCAAGUUUCGUUGAUUUGGUUGGCACUUGUCAUCGUACCUCAAUUGGGUAAAUCGUGAUGUUGAUCUUCAUUGUUGAUUCAGGCAUCAUUUGGAUUGGGUUCUCAAGCACAGUGACGUGGUUGUUUGCUUGACAUUGUACACAGAUGACGUGUUUGUUUGCUUGACAUUGUACACAGAUGACGUGUUUGUUUGCUUGACAUUGUACACA
Molecule: messenger RNA, 1710 nt
Organism: Haliotis rubra (blacklip abalone)
Lineage: Eukaryota; Metazoa; Mollusca; Gastropoda; Lepetellida; Haliotidae
Product: somatostatin receptor type 2-like
Exons: 2
Biological process (GO): neuropeptide signaling pathway
Cellular component (GO): membrane
Molecular function (GO): neuropeptide receptor activity
Source: RefSeq, a predicted model, not a curated record